ACAUACAUAAUCACUAAUCAGAGUCUCUCUAUUCUCUUAGCAGCACAGCACAGCACAGCACUUUUCGUUCCCAACUUCUCAUAGCCAGAAGCAAAAAACCUGACCUCACCCCAAAUCCCUUCUUCACUCUCUUUUCUCCUUGUCUUCUCUCUCUCUCUCUAACGCGCCCUCACACAUUGUUGUUGCCUUCUCUGUUCACUCUUUGAUUGAUGACCGCCGUCGAAUCCCAACCCUCCCUCACCGCCAUGGCCCCCACCAUCCUCUCCUCCGCAGCUCCCAACCAGAUUCGCUUCUUGCUCACCUCCUUGAACGAAGUCAACUUUGACUCCGUUCUCCAUCAACUCUCUCAGUUUGCUGAGUUUGGAACCGUUGGAUGCAUUUUGCUGCUUCAGACAUGCUUUGAUCACUUUAAUUAUGUCAGGAGAGAUUUGAAAGAUGUGAAGUAUGAGCCAAUUCUUGGGGCAGUCAUAAAGCACCUCCUGGACAAACCAAACUUUAGCACGGUGUUUUCGGAGUCAAUGAAGAAUAUAGACAUCAACGAAAACUUCCUAGCAAAUUUUUGUAAUGGACUACAGUUGUCUUUACUGGAAAAAAUUACCAUCAGUCUUGCAUUAUCUGAUUCUGAAAAUCCUGAAACCAGGUUAUCUGGCAAGAAAUUUUGCAUGGCUCAGAUUGAGGAAUUGCAUGCCAAUCCUGGUUCUUUGAGUUGCCAUGAACAAAUUCACAAUAUUAUCAUGUUCCUCAAGCAAUCAGAGGGUCUCUCCAAGCAUGUAGAUUCCUUUAUGCAGAUAUUAGCAUUGGUGCAGUUCAAGGACACCCCACCUUUUGUUCUGAAUCCGCUGCUACCCGAUGAGAUGCACGAGGCUGAUUUUUUGAGGAAUAUGGAGUUGUUCCAUGAUUCUGUAGAAAAUGAUUUUGAUGCUAUUUUGGCAGACAUACAGAAGGAAAUGAACAUGGGAGAUAUUGUGAAGGAACUAGGCUAUGGGUGCACACUUGACGUCUCUCAGUGCAAGGAGAUCUUGUCACUUUUCUUACCUUUAACCGACAGUGCCCUCUCUAAAUUACUUGGUGCUAUUGCUCGUACCCAUGCAGGGCUGGAGGACAACCAGUGUACAUUCUUAACUUUUGGUGCAGCCCUUGGAUACAAUAACUUGUCUGAGUUGCCACUGCCGAACUCUUGGAACAUUGAUGUGUUGAUAGAUACAAUCAAGCAGCUUGCACCUCAAACCAACUGGGUACGGGUUAUUGAAAAUCUUGAUCAUGAAGGAUUUUUCCUUCCUAGUGAAGAAGCAUUCUGUUUUCUGAUGUCUGUGUAUAGACAUGCCUGUAAGGAGCCGUUUCCUCUCCAUGCCAUCUGUGGAUCUGUGUGGAAGAAUACUGAGGGUCAGCUAUCUUUCCUAAAAUAUGCUGUAUCAGCACCACCGGAAGUGUUUACCUUCGCGCACUCUACAAGGCUGCUGGCAUAUAAUGAUGCGAUUAAUGGCCUCAAGCUUCAAAAUGGACAUGCUAAUCAUGCAUGGCUGUGUCUUGACCUUCUGGAUGUUCUCUGCCAGCUAGCUGAGAAGGGUCAUGCCAGUUAUGUUCGGUUGAUACUUGAUUAUCCCCUGAAACACUGUCCUGAAGUCUUGCUUCUAGGGAUGGCACACAUUAAUACUGCUUACAACCUCUUCCAACAUGAAGUAUCUCUAGUUGUUUUCCCCAUGAUACUAAAGAGUGCUGGAGGUAGUGGAAUGAUUCAACAUCUAUGGCAUGCUAAUCCUAAUCUGGUCUUACGAGGGGUUAUGGAUUCCCAAAACAAUGACCUGGACAGUGUUACAAGAAUUGUUGACAUCUGCCAGGAGCUAAAGAUUCUAUCAUCAGUACUGGAAGUCAUUCCCUCCUAUUAUAGUAUAAGAUUAGCAGCUGUUGCUUCAAGAAAAGAAUUCCUUGACCUUGAGAAGUGGCUGAGUAACAACUUAUCUAUGUACAAGGAUGUCUUCUUUGAGGAGUGCCUCAAAUUUGUAAAAGAUAUCCAUUUUGGUAGAUCACAGAGCUUAUCUGGUAAAUCUUUUCAUCAGUCUGGUGCUGUUCUGAAUCUUUAUGCUGAGACUACUCCUACCUUCUUGAAGGUUCUGAAAUCUCAUACUGACUUUGUUAACUCUAGUCAACUUUCUGAGGAGCUGGAGAGGUUGCAGGUAUCUAUGAUAGAUUCAAACCCAAGACUGCAAAAUGGUGCGCCUGCAGAUUCGUCUACCUCUGAUGCAUAUUCGGAGGACAUUGAAGAUGAAGCAAACUUGUACUUCCAUAAGAUGUUUUCUGAUAAGUUAACCAUCAAUGCAAUGGUGCAAAUGCUUGCCCGGUUCAAGGAAUCUUCUGUGAAGAGGGAGAAAUCAAUUUUUGAUUGCAUGAUUGGAAACUUGUUUGAGGAGUAUAAAUUUUUUCCGAAAUAUCCUGAAAGGCAACUCAAAAUUGCUGCAGUUCUCUUUGGUUCCGUCAUAAAGCAUCACCUUGUGACUCAUCUGUCUCUGGGGAUUGCUCUUCGAUAUGUUCUUGAUUCGUUACGCAAGCCUGCAGAUUCAAAGAUGUUUACGUUUGGAAGUCUGGCCUUGGAGCAGUUUGUGGACCGCCUUAUUGAGUGGCCUCAGUAUUGCAAUCACAUUCUGCAAAUUUCCCAUUUGCGCAGCACACAUUCAGAAAUCGUCACUUUCAUUGAACAGGCUCUUGCCAGGAUUUCUGCUGGUCAUGCAGAUGUGGACGGGGUGAACCAUGCUUCACUUAUUAGUAACCAUAAUUCUGCACAAACUAUGUUAGGGCAUGUGGAGCAUCUCAAUGGCUCUGGUGUCAUCCAGCCUGGGCAGCAACAUAUAUCACUGCAGCUUCAACAGAGGCGUGAUAUUCCCUUGGAUGAUCGUCAUAAAGCCUCUGUUGGUUCAUCCACUGAUGUAAAACCGAUCUUAUCAUCUGUAGGGCAAUCUUCAGCAGUUACUCCUGCUGAUACUUCUAGUAGUAAUAAGCUACAUAGCACUGGCAGCGCAUCGUCGAUGUUAUCUUCUCCUGGUUUUGUUCGUCCUUCGCGAGGAGCUACUUCAACCAGGUUUGGAUCAGCCUUGAACAUUGAAACUUUGGUUGCAGCUGCUGAGAAAAGAGAAACUCCCAUCGAGGCUCCAGGGUCAGAGGUUCAGGAUAAGAUAUCAUUUAUAAUUAAUAAUAUAUCUACUGCAAAUAUUGAAGCUAAAGCAAAAGAAUUCACUGAAAUUUUGAAAGAGCAGUACUAUCCAUGGUUUGCACAGUAUAUGGUUAUGAAAAGAGCGAGCAUUGAGCCAAAUUUCCAUGACUUGUACCUGAAAUUCCUAGAUAAAGUCAAUUCAAAGGCUUUGAACAAAGAGAUUGUGCAGGCAACCUAUGAAAAUUGCAAGGUUCUUUUAGGAUCUGAGCUCAUAAAGUCUAGUUCAGAAGAACGCUCUUUGCUUAAAAAUCUGGGAAGCUGGCUUGGAAAGUUAACAAUUGGGCGGAAUCAGGUUUUGAGGGCUCGUGAAAUAGACCCGAAAUCUUUGAUUAUAGAGGCAUAUGAGAAGGGGCUGAUGAUAGCUGUUAUCCCAUUUACUUCAAAGGUCCUUGAACCAUGCCAAAGCAGUCUUGCAUAUCAACCCCCUAAUCCUUGGACGAUGGGCAUUCUGGGAUUGCUUGCUGAGAUUUAUUCAAUGCCAAACUUGAAAAUGAACCUCAAAUUUGACAUAGAGGUGUUGUUCAAAAAUCUUAGUGUGGAUAUGAAGGAUGUUACGCCAACUUCUCUCCUGAAGGAUCGGAAAAGAGAAAUUGAAGGAAAUCCUGAUUUCUCCAAUAAAGAUGUUGGGGCGUCUCAAGCACAAAUGAUGUCUGAUAUAAAAUCUAGCCUUAUACAGCCAGUAAAUCAAGUGGAGUUACCACUUGAAGUUACCAAUCCAUCUAAUACUGGGGCACAUCCUCAUUUACUCUCUCAGUACGCUAGUCCACUUCAUAUUUCCACUGGAGCCUUGAUGGAGGAUGAAAAGGUAACACCUCUAGGCUUGUCUGAUCAACUUCCUUCUGCUCAAGGACUAUUACAAGCAACUCCUACGCCUGUACCUUUUUCCCUUAGCCAGCUUCCAUCACAGAUACCUAAUAUUGCAACUCAUCUUAUUAUCAAUCAGAAGCUUAGUGGUUUUGGGUUGCAAAUGCAUUUUCAGAGGGCUGUACCUAUUGCAAUGGAGAGAGCUAUCAAAGAGAUAGUAUCUAGUAUUGUGCAGCGUAGUGUUUCCAUAGCUACACAAACAACAAAGGAGCUUGUUUUAAAGGAUUAUGCCAUGGAAUCAGAUGAGACACGCAUAGUAAAUGCUGCACACCUGAUGGUUGCCAGUCUGGCUGGGAGCUUAGCUCAUGUUACAUGCAAAGAACCUUUAAGGGCAUCAAUAUCAAGUCAACUAAGAAUUUCACUUCAGAAUUUAAAUAUUGCAAAUGAAAUUUUGGAGCAAGCUGUGCAACUUGUCACCAAUGAUAAUCUUGAUCUUGGUUGUGCAGUCAUUGAGCAGGCUGCUACUGAUAAGGCAAUAACCACCAUUGAUACAGAAAUUAAUCAACAACUUUCUAUGAGAAGGAAGCAUCGAGAAGGUAUGGGUUCCACAUUUUUUGAUACAAACUUGUACACACAAAGUUCUAUGGGUGUUGUGCCAGAGCCUCUUCGACCCAAGCCUGGUCAGUUGUCCCUCUCGCAGCAGCGCGUCUAUGAGGACUUCGUUCGGCUUCCCUGGCAAAAUCAGUCAAGUCAGAGCUCACAUUCUAUGUCAUCUGGUCUUUCGGUUCAAUCUGGAAAUGCUGGUCUCGCUGGCACUAAUGGUGCUGUAUCAGGACAAAUUAACCCUGGUUACUCUGUAAGCUCCAGCUAUGAAGGAGGGGUGUCGCGACCAGUAGAAGAUAUGUCGGAAUCUAAUUUGGCUCAACACUUCAGUGCUUCCUCAAUUCACAUUAGAGCUGCUGACAGUGUUUCCCAGCACAGUUUGGAGAAAGAAUCAGUUGCCUCAUUUCCUUCAACUGCUUCCACACCUGAGUUGCACACUGUUGAUACUUCUGAUUCUAUGAAAGAAUCUGGAGCUUCACAGCCACUAGCAAGUGUCGUAGAGCGCAUUGGAAGUAGUUUCUUGGAGCCCACUAUUUCUACAAGGGAAGCCUUGGAUAAAUACCAAAUGGUUGCACAAAAGUUGGAGGCUUUGGUUAAUAAUGAUGCCAAGGAAGCAGAAAUACAGGGGGUCAUAUCCGAGGUUCCUGAGAUCAUACUCAGAUGUGUUAGUCGAGAUGAGGCAGCUUUAGCUGUAGCUCAGAAGGUAUUCAAGGGCCUUUAUGACAAUGUAUCCAACAACACUCAUGUUGGUGCUCAUCUUGCAAUCCUGACUGCCAUUCGCGAUGUUUGCAAGCUUGCCGUUAAGGAGCUUACCAGCUGGGUAAUUUACUCAGAAGAAGAAAGGAAAUUCAACAAAGAUAUUACUGUAGGCCUGAUCCGCAGUGAACUGCUAAAUCUUACCGAGUACAAUGUUCAUAUGGCAAAGCUCAUUGAUGGGGGGAGAAACAAGGCUGCUACGGAGUUUUCUAUUUCUCUUCUUCAAAUGCUGGUUGUUGAGGAACUGAAAGUUAUUUCAGAACUUCACAAUCUUGUUGAUGCUUUGGCAAAGCUUGCUUCAAAGCCUGGAUCCCCUGAAUCGUUGCAACAGCUGAUUGAGAUGAUCAAGAACCCUUCUGUUAGUGUUCCUGCAAAGGAGGAUAAGGCAAGACAAUCAAGGGACAAUAAGGGUCCUGGGAUGCUGGCACCAAACCGGGAAGAAGUAAACAUUGUAGAGUCUGUUGAACCAGAUCCUGCUGGAUUCCGUGAGCAGGUUUCCAUGUUGUUUACAGAAUGGUAUCGGAUAUGUGAACUCCCUCCUCCGAAUGAUACAGCUUCUACUCACUUCAUCUUACAAUUACAUCAAAAUGGUCUCCUUAAGGGGGAUGAUGUAACAGAUCGCUUCUUCCGGCUAUUGAUGGAACUAGUUGUUACACACUGCUUAAACAGUGAGGUGAUUAAUUCUGGGGCAUUGCAAUCUUCUCAACAGCUGCCAGCAAUGUCAUUUAUUGCGAUUGAUAUUUAUGCCAAGCUUGUCUUCUCAAUAUUGAAGGGAUCAAACAAGUCCUUUCUUCUUUCUAAGAUUCUUGCGGUGACUAUUCGGUUGAUUCUAAAAGAUGCAGAAGAGAAGAAGGCCUCUUUUAAUCCAAGACCGUAUUUCAGAUUGUUCAUUAAUUUGCUUCUAGAUCUUGGUUCACUUGAACCUGUUACUGAUGGUGCAAAUCUCCAGAUUUUGAUUGCUUUUGCCAAUACUUUUCAUGCUUUGCAGCCCCUCAAGGUUCCUGCUUUCAGUUUUGCUUGGCUUGAGUUGAUAAGUCACAGGAGCUUUAUGCCAAAAAUGCUGACUGGUAAUGGUCAAAAAGGUUGGCCUUAUAUCCAAAGGUUGCUUGUUGAUCUCUUCCAAUUUAUGGAGCCUUUUCUGAGACAUGCUGAACUCGGAGAUCCGGUCCGUUUUCUCUAUAAAGGCACUCUUAGGGUGCUACUGGUGCUACUUCAUGACUUCCCUGAGUUCCUAUGUGACUUUCACUUUACCUUCUGUGAUGUUAUUCCGCCAAGUUGCAUACAGAUGCGGAAUAUUGUUCUGAGUGCUUUUCCGCGGAGUAUGAGGUUGCCAGAUCCAUCCACCCCCAAUUUGAAGAUUGAUUUGCUUCAAGAAAUUACUCAAUCCCCAAGGAUUCUUUCGGAGGUCGAUGCUGCUAUUAAAGCGAAGCAGAUUAAGGCUGAUGUGGAUGAAUACCUUAAGACAAGACAGCAAAAUUCUCCAUUUUUGUCUGAGCUGAAGGACAAGAUGCUCCUUUCACCUAAUGAAGCUGCUUCUGCCGGGACACGUUACAAUGUGCCAUUGAUCAACUCACUUGUGUUGCAUGUUGGAAUGCAGGCAAUCCAACAACUUCAGGGACGAUCUCCCCAUGCUCAAUCUGCAUCACCUGGUUUCCCCUUGGCUGUAUUUUCUGUUGGUGCUGCAUUGGAUAUUUUCCAGACACUAAUUGUGGACUUGGACACUGAAGGGCGCUAUCUUUUCUUAAAUGCCGUUGCCAACCAACUACGCUACCCUAACACACACACCCACUACUUUUCCUUCAUCCUUCUGUACUUGUUUGCGGAAUCAAACCAGGAAAUCAUCCAAGAACAAAUUACUAGAGUAUUGUUAGAACGGCUAAUCGUUAAUCGUCCUCAUCCUUGGGGACUGCUCAUCACUUUCAUUGAGCUGAUCAAGAACCCGAGGUAUAAUUUCUGGAACCGGUCUUUCAUAAGAUGCGCACCAGAGAUUGAGAAACUUUUUGAGUCCGUCUCUAGAUCCUGCGGCGGUCCAAAACCAGUGGAUGAGAGUAUGGUCUCCGGUUGGGUUUAACUCCAUAAAUUGGAGUAGAUUAGAUUAGAUGGCUUUGCUGCUGCUUAGUUGUGUGUAGGCUAAUCAUUUUUUGCAAUUAAGUACAUGUUGAUAUUGGUGUCGAUCAAAAUAUACAAAUUGUACUCUCUGUAGAUUCCUGGUAUUUUAAAUGAUCAUGUUGAAAAAUUUUCAGCUUUCUGACA
Molecule: messenger RNA, 7621 nt
Organism: Arachis ipaensis
Lineage: Eukaryota; Viridiplantae; Streptophyta; Magnoliopsida; Fabales; Fabaceae
Product: transcription regulator
Biological process (GO): nuclear-transcribed mRNA catabolic process, deadenylation-dependent decay; negative regulation of translation
Cellular component (GO): CCR4-NOT core complex; P-body
Molecular function (GO): molecular adaptor activity
Source: RefSeq, a predicted model, not a curated record